Molecule: messenger RNA, 11118 nt
Organism: Spirometra erinaceieuropaei
Lineage: Eukaryota; Metazoa; Platyhelminthes; Cestoda; Diphyllobothriidea; Diphyllobothriidae
Source: the annotation of a GenBank genome assembly
AUGACCGGUGAGCCCAGCUGAAAUUUUGUAACAUUUCAGGCAGCUUUCGUCCCUUGUUUGCGCUGCCUUUGUUCUCAUGUGUACCUCUUCCGAACCACUGCUUUUCCCGUCUUUUUUAUUUCCUGAACAGCGAAAGAAGCUUGCCCGACAGAACCCCCUCGCCUGGGCUCCGAGGAUGGCCUGCCCAGCACGCAUCCCCUCUACAGUGAGGUGAGCAGGGUCUGUGCGGAGAGGAUGGAUGUCUUACGCGAUUUCCCCGACCCCAAAGACGAUGGUGCUGGCUGCAGCCGUAGCGGGGCUUGGAACGUGGUUCUCAAGCAGGGUGAGAUGAGUAUCUACAGUAGGGAGGGGGAGAGCGCCGAUGGAAGUUAUGAGGAUCGAUUGUUGGUGAGACCUUGACUUUCUACCCUCUAAGAGCUUCCAUUCAACUGCCCAAAGUAACCUCUCUGUUUUAAAUGCGUACACACGUGCUUUUUGUGAGACUCAAGUAGUUGGCUUAUCGACACAGAUGAAUAUCUGGGGUUUGGACGGCACAUCGCGACGAGCAGGGCCCGUUAGCCGAUUGGUGAGCCCCCUUCCUACGAUAAUUAAUAUACCCGACCGCAACCGACAGGACAGCGGGCCCAUGGGUCAAUGGUAAAGCGUCGGGCCCAAUGAUUAAAGAGCCCGGAUUCGAAUCCCAGGUUUGGUAUGAGUGGCUGAUGACGGCCGACCAGCCAGAAACUGCCUUUCCAGUCUGCCUUGUCUUUGUCGGAAAUCGCCACUAUAUUUAUACCUGCUCGUUAUCCGACUGCCUGCGGAACGGCACAGGGGAACGAGCAGACCCCGUGACCCUCUCUGCUCGCGCUCCUCCUACGAUAGUAUACAUAUAUAUACUGACUAUAAAUCUGUGCCUCCUCAACUUCCCUAGACGAAUUAACUCGGUAAGUGCAUCUAACUCGAUCACGGGGAGGGCAGAUGCACUUCUUGUGAAUUUGUGAUCUUAUGCAUAAGUUCAUCAGGAGAGCUUGUCGUGUCGACUUCAACGUAGAAGUACAUCGAGUGACCGCCACGGACAGGCAUAUGGACACAAUCCUGCUACGUGGACGCCCAUGUAGGCCUCCAAACAGACGUUAGGUCAGCUAACAGCCAGACUCAUCCAGCUCGGCCAAAUGUUACCUUUCUGAUAAUGCACUCCAGCAUGAAUUGCGUGUUAGAAAACUGAGCUCGCCUUUCCGUGCAUAGGGCCAGUCCUUUACGGGACUACCGCACCACGUGAUUACCGUAUCAAUUGUUCUUGGCACAAAGCUUGUAAUCUUUUGAAGCCGUAUCUGGAUUUCAGUCUCUAUACUACUGAGAAGAUGCCAGAAAAACUUGAGGAAGUUAUUGAAAUCUUCGUGCCUCUCUACCUCUCACGGAUUGUCGCAUAUCACAUACGACGCCAGAGUACAGACUACCCCGUUUUGCUCUGAAUCUCUAGUCUAGAGCUCUUACAGGUUGUCGUGUGGUUCCGAUAAGGUCAGAAGGGAUUGAAAUGAGCAGCUCACGAUCUACGUGGUUGUCGUCUCUCUUAAGAAGCGAACUAUUAUUGGUGUUAGUCAGACUUGUUUGUUUUGCUCGCAACCAGUCAUGCGGUUUCCUUCGGCCUUCAGUCCAAACCCUUUGUCCUAAAUUCUCAAGUCAAUGUGGGCUCAUGCAAGCAACACUUGGGCGUCAUCUCGUUUCUUUCACAGAAUAUUUCACUUGGAGAGAUGAGAAUAAACAUUUAUGGGGCAGAGGGAAAUCCCUUCUUUCAAACGUCCUCAAACUCCGAGAAUAUGGUAGGAGGCGCUGACCGAUCGUUCUUACGGAACUCACUUGUUCCGUUGUGCCUUACAAGCUCUCUCUCUCUCUCCCUCUCUCGAGCCCAACCAGCAGCCGCACAGCGGCACAUGAUAUAGGCAGAAUGCUAUUACCGACAAAGACAAGAGAGACUGGAAUGGCCAUUUCUGGCUCAUUAGCCAUCGUCAGGCAGUCAUGCCCAACCCCGAAGUAUGGAACACCCGAGGCUCGAACUCGCGACCUGUUAGUUAGAAGUCCUACAGGGCAACGGGCUCGUGGCCCCGCGGGUGAGGUCAAUGGUAGAGCGUCAAACUCCAUGACCAAAGAUCCCGGGUUCGAAUCUCAAGUGAUCCACACUUGGGGUUGCGUAUGACUGGCUGAUGACGGCUAAUAAGCCAGAAAUGGCCAUUCCGGUCUCCCUUGUCUUUGUCGGUAUCAUCUUAUCAAAAUAUAUAUAAAUAUCAGCGAGGAGGGACGACAGAGAAUGCGGGUAGAUUGAUACAGCACUGUUUCGGGCUUAUUCUGCCUUCAUUCAGCCAAUCAUAACCCUGACCACCAGCAGCUGAGACCAGAAACACAAACAUGCGCACAGACGCACCUGGCGCAGUCGGUCCACCACUGAGGCCUACCAGAUGGGUCAUAAGCACUUCAUCGAACCGAAGUUCAUCAGUGCCUCGCCACCUGUCAUUCUCUGUCGCUUCAGAUCGGGUAUUUAUCAAUCAGGAAUGGGCGCACACCGAUCUAUUGGCUUCACAAAGCAAACAAGCUCCGUAUGUGUGGCAAAGGUCACGAACAGGCAACCGACUUCGGCCUGGUAAUUGGUUGCCUGUUCGUGACCUUUGCCACACAUACGGAGCUUGUUUGCUUUGUGAAGCCAAUAGAUCGGUGUGCGCCCAUUCCUGAUUGAUAUAUAAAUAUAUAUAUGGCAAAAAUAUUAUACCGUACUCCCGACAUAGGUGCUGGCUAAAAGCUCUGACACGUGUUUCCUCGAAAUUCUGCCGCUGCGUGACACAGCUGCGAGGGGUUCAGUUCCUUAGUGGGUCACCAGCGUUCUCUUCGCGAUUCCUGGUAUAUGUUCUUCAGAGAAUAAACAAGCUAGUCAUUUUAGGAAUUAUUAAGUGUGGGACAUGGCCUUUUAAAGUCAUGUUCACCUGUGUCCUCUCUCGCAUUCUGUCUUCUUGACCAUGUCUUGAUAUCGAGCUCAGACGGGGGAGCAGGAGAGAGUGCAGUAGAUGCUGUGCAAGCCUGCUACUACUGUAAACUAAUUCACGCACAGGUCAUCAUGCCUGCCCUCAACUUGCUGUUCAUCACACGGUGGUCAUCGUCGCAGACGACAGUCGAACUAAGAUAACAAGUUAAGGAAUUAUUAAAUUCAGGGAAUGGCGUUUAGUGUCGGGGACAAUACUGUUUGAGUCAGACGUGCAAUGUCAGUGAGCAUUUGGGUGGAAUGGGAUCGGCUACUUUGGAAUAACCACGUAAUAUCCACUCCACAAGCAUGUAGAAGUACAAGUAGUAUAAUUUUAUAUUAGAGAUGGUUGUGCCAUUCACACGACAUAGGUACAAGUUGGGAUUGGCUGUCCACAACAACUCUAAGGCACUUUCACAUCAGACGCCUAAAACGUGCACGCAGCUUCAGUGAUUGUUUUGGUACUACAGCAUACGCGUUAGGGGGUAGUAACCACACCAGCUCUCUCGAGAACGAACACUUGGCCUGUGAAAGUCCAGAAAGCUAUUCUCCUCGAAGUUUCUUGGCGUUUCGACCUUUUCGGUCGGCAGGAAUUCAUGGAUGUAGUCUACUUUAAAGAACGCUGCCGUAAUUCUGUUAAUCUUUCUGUGAACCACAUCAAAAACAUGUGGUCACUUCUUGCCAUGUUAUAGCAGCCGGUUGCCUAACAAUGCACUUAUCUUUGGUAUUUAUUAUUUGGCCGAAUUUCUUAAUGGUCGCUUGGUGACUGGAAGUAUCACCCGAACAUAAUUUUGCAAAAUUAGAAGUCAAGAAGAGUCGUAGGAGCCAUUGCGGCUCGCGUGAAAGUGUUCGACCAAUCGUAUGAUAGCUGGCGGAAACAUUCCGCAAAUUGCUGCCGUUGGUCACUCGCGCGUCAUUAAUCUGGACUGUCCGGCCAUUUACUGUGGCAUGACCUACAGCCGACCAAGAUCGCGCACGCAUGAGCAUUCUCCAGCCGUAAAGCGAAAAGAUGUACGAUCGUAUGCUGUUAUACACAGCCUCGGAAAUAAUCAUCGAUUUGGCUUCGACAGUGCGGAAGUACUUGGCGGAGCCGAAGCGAAAUGAGGGGAGAGAUAAUCGAGGCCUAAAAAUCCGACGCCAACUUGAUUAACCGUAGGAUCGACUUACCAGCGCCAUACGAGGCCGUCGGACACCACGGGCUGAAAAGAAGGGCAAAUGAGAAGAGAGACCAGUGGAACAAUUAGUAGUGAAUAAGGAUGACUGAUUUGAAUCAUAAAUUUCCACUUUUGUCCAUCUCAGUUGAUGCGCCCAAGUAUGAGUGUAAAACGGUAGUCAAGUAAACCAUCCUCCCCAGGAAUAUUUUUGCCUUAUCCUUCCAUAUGCACAUGUAUACAUAAAGGAAAAAAAAUCUUACUAACGCUGUAUGCCUAUUUUAAUGCGUAAGAAGGCACUUUGUAGGAAGGUAGUUGCGGAGGGGGUACAAAUAUCUGUACCCCAUACCGCCCUCGGUCGCCGCAUGACAGUAAUAAGUUACAAAAUCAUUAAACUACAGUUCCUUCUUACUCUUAGCGGAAGUUACUUCGUAUGCCAUAAAGUCAGCAAAAUGUUAACUCCUGAUGAGACCGCUAGGUUUUCAACAAAACCCCACAGAAUAUGGUUGGCGGACAUCAUUGCAUUUCAGGCAGGAGCAAGCAGCAGCAAUGCGUGCUCACGUGAUGUUACUACCCACUGCACGUCACAGACAGUGCUGAGCGUGGCGAGAUAACAACGCCGGGCACACUUGGACUGACAUUUACCCGCGCACCGAGUUUUGUUCGCCUACGCCCGCGCCAGUGCAUGCACACACAUGCUGGCGAGACACGCAGCAGCAGCAGCAGCAGCAGCAGCAGCGUACCCUGGGGGAUACCCAGCCAUGGUUACACUUAGUGCUACACUAACGUCGAGAAGGGUUCUGGCCACUCUCUUGUGGGAGCUCUGCCAGGCCGCAGAAUACGUGCUGGCGAGAAGUUGCGCUCCGAGAUGCUGUCACCGCCACGGACUUCUAACUGGCCGUCCAACUGAUUCGCCGCGCUGGCGCAGAUGACAACUCUCUGACUUGGACAGACGACUAGCCGGGGCUGAAACAAUCGCUUGUAUGUGUUCACGUGAAGGUAACAUCGCACCCAGUGCCAACGACGGCAGUAGCGGCAACUCGAGAGACACUGACAUGCGUCCGCACGUAUAGUUUCCUUGUCCACGCGCGAGAAGAAUUUGUGCAGCGGUGGGGCGGAAGCAGCGUCACCGACGCCGACGAGCAUUCCUUUGUUCCGGCAAGCAGAGACUCCCGUGCCGACGCCUGGUCGAGCAUAGGUAUUCAAUAACUUAGGCAGGUGGCUGUUACGUGCUGUUAAUGGUUUUCGUUUAUUCUCCCACCCUCCCAAACAAACAGCAGGUCUGGGUGCGUAGCAGGAGGACUAAGUGUUCAUAAGCGGUGACUGUAGGGCUAUAAGCCUCCAUCUGAGCGAAACUGUGCUGGCGCACUGGUAGAUGGGGGCUGUUUAUGGGUCAGUCAUUGGGCCCAAACCAAUUUCUACUUGCCUUCACCCAGCUCUUCCUGCAGAGCAUGAUGGAACUGGAAAGAUGAGGUGUCUCAGUUCGAAUGACGGCAUACAUUGUAGAAAUUACCAAAUCCCGCGACGGCUCUUCCGGUAUCAUCUCUCGCUGAAUAGUUCGACGAAGGAGGUAAAAUCCCUGAAUUACAAUCCUUUCAGACUCAAUCUUGUCCUUAGCGGAUGUCAAUUCGCAUGCAGGACACCCAGCGUAUCGCGCCCAAAUGCAUUGCCAAUAGAAGCGAAGAGACGAGUCCCAGGAAGCACCCCUAUUUGCUUUGUCUCUGAUGAUGCGCUCGAGCAGGAAUCCGAAACGUCAGGCUAAUAAAGCUCUUGUCUCAGCGAUCGUGUCUCCUUCUUCAACACUCGGCGUAUUGUUUGCCUCUGAUGAGACAUUUAUUACAAAAGCCCUAGCUUCAGCACUACCAUCGGGAAAGAAAUACGGUGUAAACGAGGUCCCCAGUCGAGAUGGUGAGCUUCCACAGUCGGGCGUUUGUUUGCCUGCAAAACCUGACAGGAGUCGGUCGACAAACAGCGAGCAGCGUCUGCGUGCGCUUGUUUGUGCUCACGUGAAAGUAACAUCGCACACAGUGCCAACGACAAUAUUGACGGCAACUCGGGAGCGACUGACAUAUGCCCGCACGCCUACUUUCGCUGUCCACGCGCAUGGAUACACACAAACUGGCAGGAAUUUUGUGCAGCGGUGGGGCGGAAGCAGAAUUGACGGCGGCAGCGGCAGCGUCACCCAGGGUGCGGUCGAAGAAAUGCGCCUGGGAGGGAGGCGACGAAGUGCUGCGUGGGGACGCUGAAACGACUUCUAACACGGGCAUAGUCCUCGACAACGUUUCGGGCAGACAUUUACUGCCCAAUGCAUGACACAGCCUUCAAUCAAGUCACACUCCGUGUGAGACGCGCGCGCUUUGGUAUUGGACAUAGGGGAGGGCGCAGUAUGAAGGCACGGAGUGGGGUAAACAACCACGAGGAUUGCCAGCAGAAAGACGAGUCAAUUAAAGCCAUUGGGGAAGGCCUUGUGGGAGAAUGAGUGCUAGUUUUGCUAUGCCUGACCACUCGACCGUUACAAAUACCUACUUCCCAUACACUGGGAAAUAUUCAGUUCCCUGGUACUUCAGCAAUGUCUACAGUCGAGGCCGAAUUAAAUACACUUGGCAGAGUUGGCAGAACCAAUUCAGCGUUAAACUCCCGCACAAUGCGUAGUACCAACACUAACGGAGAGCACGGCACCGACAGAGCUCUGGUUGGGCUAGGCCAUGGUUCAGACUUUGCUCCCAUUCUAUCCAGGUUGUUGAAGAAGUGUCAGCUGAGCGCAAAAUAACAACCUCCUUCGAGGAAUAACAUUACCGACGAAGACAAGGGACACUGGAACGACCAUUUCUGGCUGAUUAGCUGUCGUCACCCAGUCAUAUCCAACCCAAAAGUGUAGAACACCUGGGACUCGAUCCCACGACCUGUUGCCCAGAAGUCCAACGCCUCCAAGCACUGAGCCACGGACUCGUUGUCUUGUCGGUUUCUACAGACUCCCAACUGGCUGUUUAACUGAUUUGUUGCUCUGACAUAGACGACAACCCUCUGGGACCCCUCAGCUAGAGGACGACUUGUUUGAAUUGAAGCAACCGCUGCAGAACACCUACCAGGUGUCAGGCCAUUGUAGAUAACAAUGCAAGGUUGACUAAACCUUGUGGGAAUUCGAACUUCCUUAUUUCCCUUAGUUGCAAAAUCAUGCUCUGUGCGCUCUACUACCGCAAGUAAAGGCACCCGAGAUCGCGAACGCGCUGCAGCUAACAGAGAUACGUUGAGAUUUCGUCGUGAUUUGAAGAUGAGCCCGUCCUCCAAACUAUCUGCCUCCAUUAUCAUGAUCAAUGCACCGAGCAGCGCGCAUAUCGGACACAACGCUUUCAUGGAAUGAACGCUCGAACCAGCUUCUGAAGCCAUCUGGCUGAGCCUUACCAGCUGCAGACCACUUCGAUGACGCUCGGCACCCAAGUGGGACCGCGACUGUAGUCCACCAUUUACCGGAGAGGACCUUGGAGCCAUAAAUAAAGGGCUAUAGGAAGACUAGCCUGACGACCUGUGGAGUUCAAUUUUUUGAGUCUGUUCGUCGGAGUCUCCUCUUGUAAAUCAGGUUGCAUGAUGCAUUGUCACCGGAAUUACUCCAUUCGAUUGGACUCUACCGCCACAGAACGAGGAUUAAAAACAAUCUGAGUGGACGGGAGAGUGGUUUCUUUUAGCCAAUGGUGGACGUUCGGCGGACCGAGGGCGGACGAAUAAAAACGGUCGCGAUGGUGACCACGGGAGCAGACUGUUCUGGCUUAAGCCACCAAGGAGACUACUCCCCUCCUUGGCAUCGCCCUCAACUUGCACUCACUUAUGCACCUUCUCGGCUUUUAGACUCAGUCAAUGUCGGGUUCAACCCUACUCACUACUGUGACUAGACCUGGGGGCCUUUCCAGUUAGUUAUUCAUAUUGACCCAACUGGGGAAAACUCGGCGCCUCGGUGGGAUUCGAAUCCACGCAGUAAGGGUAAGGCUUUAGUAUAGCCAACGCUCUAACCACUUGAGCUACGAGGCCCCGCCGGACGACUCGAGUUUAAUCCCAUUUGGGUCAAGUUACCCGCCCAACCUACUACAACGUCUGGAAUCCGCCAAAUCUGAUACAGUAAGUUGACUGCCCAAGCAGGAUUUCCUAAGUAAUUCACCUAGAAUCCACCAGAGGACUACCAGGCUCACGUAAUUUAUAGAUGUUUUGACAGAUUUUUAAUAAUUCACACUGACCCAACUAUGAAAAACUCGGCGCCUCGGUGGGAUUCAAACCCACGUAGUAAGGUGAAGGCUAUAGUACAGCCAACGCUCUAACCACUUGAGCUACGAGGCCCCGCCGGACGAAGCAAAUUUAAAUAUAUUCUAUUGAAAACAUGAACAAAUGUUUCCGGCCUUGUGCUCGUUAGUUAGCAAACCACAUCGUCGGACGACGCGUUGGCUGUACUAAAGUCUUCCCCUUACUGCGUGGGUUCGAAUCCCACCGAGGCGACGAGUUUUUCAUGGUUGGGUCAGUGUGAAUUAUUCAAAAUCUGUCAAAACAUCUAUGAAUCAGUUGGUUAUUAUUUCUGUACCGGCCGAUUUUGGAACGCACGUAAGAAACCCCAAGGGCGAACUAGCCUCGUUCGCUGAUAUGACCAUUUUAUCGGUGAUCAUAUUGCUGUGGAAAAACGAAUGUCAUUUCUCUUUUAACCUUGGAAGAAUAGCAAUAGGUAGCCAACGUCUUUGUCAAAUGGGAUCUAAGUUAACAGUUUCAGAAGUAGGUAUGAUUUGUAUAUGUUUGCUGCUCAAACUGACUGAUGACGUCACUGCAAUUCUCCCUUUCAGGCUGCCCACACCGUUCACAAUGUGACUGCUCGAGAAAUGUGUGAGGCCUUCUGGGACGUGCGGUAUCGUCUGGAUUGGGAGAUCACCGUAGACACCGCACCGACUGUAAUAGAGGUCUGUGGGGACAACACGGUGGUGCAGCAUCAGGUAUCGUAUCAUCACCCUCUAUUCUGUGGUUUGUCUCCCCCGUCGGGGUCAUCAGUCCCGAGAGCCACACAGUAUUUCUUCUGGUAUAGCCACUAUACCGUUCUCCCGACGAAGAUGCUAGCUAAAAGCCCAGACACGUGUUUCGCCGCUGCUCGACACAGCUGCGAGUGGUUCCGCUCCUCAGUGGGCUCUCCAGCGUCCUUUCUGCGGUUUCUAGUAAAUGAACUUCAGAGAAGAAUUAAAGGAAUAAUUUCAGAAGUUAUUCUGGGCAGGACAUGGAGUAAAGUAUCAGGGACACGGGCAUUACGUGGUUAUUCCACAGCAGUUGAUUGUCUUCGACCCAAAUCUUCACAGAAAUUUCGGGUCCGACCCUAGAAAGUCAUGUCCCAGAGACCUAAAUUCAUGUCCUGCAAUGAAUACUUUCUGAAAUUAUUCGCUUGAUUCUUCUCUGGAGUUCAUUUGCCAGAAACCGCAGAGAGAACGCUGGGGGACCCAAUGAGGAGCUGAACCCCUCGCAGCCGUGUCACGCAGCGGCAGAAUGUCGGCGAAACAGGUGUCUGGGCUUUUAAUUAGUACCUAUUUCGGGAGUACGGUAUAAUACGUUUACCAUAUAGAUUGCAUAGUACUCAAGGUACUACCUGUGUGUAGAAUAAGCAUUACGUAGUUAUUACACAGUAGUUGAUUGUCUUCGACUCGAAUAUUCAGUGAACUUGUAGUGGACAGCCAUAAUGGCUACGUCGCGCCUCUCGCUAGCGCCUGCACCUACGUUCUAGCGACAGCCGGCUAUGGCACGCACAUCUGCCUGGCUUUGAUUUGUCUCGUUGCAAUUCACUGUCUGCACCACGCAUUCAGUCGAUUCUCUGCCUGCACCACGCGAGGCUUUUCACUACCUUCGCGUGGGCUCGGAGCCAAUCAACGCAACUCCUAUCACUGAUUGGUAAGACAGACGGGAACAGACCAGAACAACAGAGUAAACAAUCCGCAACGACACUUUUGCAGCUGCGACCUUCAGCGACACAGGGCUCGUCGCUCUCGCGGACGCCGCCUCCGCGGCGCCGGACGCAUGCUCGUCCGGUUGCAAACUUCCCCUUCACUAUUCUGUACAGAAUAAAGUGUCCUAACCAAAUGGCGUCCUGCUUCUAACAACUUGGGUUAUGGCCUGAAGUUGUGGCGCACUGAGCGUACACCAUCACCGCUUAGCCGCUACAAACUUUCUGGUCUGACUCUGAAAAGUCAUGUCCCGGAGACUUGUCUCCAUGUCCUGCACUCAAUAGUUUCUGAAAUCUUUCGCUUUAGUAUUGUUUCUGUCUGCCAACUAAGAUACACGCCUCAAACGCAUGCAAUUCGGAAUCCCUAUCUGAACCUAAUUGUCUUUAAUUAACGAGUGGGUGGAAGAUGACGUAUCUCCCCCCCCCACCCUUGUGAGUUCAUCGUUUUGGAGAAAUAGCCCCCACUUUGUGCCCCCGUCGAUGUUUUGGCAAAACCUACUUCUUAAUCCUCCGCCCCCCUCCAGGUCUACAAGCGCAUCUGGCCGGCGACCCAGCGGGAGUCCCUCUUCUGGUCUCACAUCCGCCGCCUCAAUCUGAAGGAGUUCCCCGGUCCCCGACGGAAGAACCCCAGCGACGACAUAGUCCUGGACAACUGGAUGGUUUGCAACUAUUCCACAAAGUACGGCGAGGACCGCAUUCCGCCCUCGGCCUCACCCCUCAUUCGCAUCGAGGUGGACGUGGAGUUGUUCUGCCAGACGGUAUGGACCCCACCGAGCCAGAUGCAGGAGGAGUUGGCGAACCUUGAUCUCACCCAGCUCUCGGAGGCGGAGUUUGAUGAGUUUGUGCGAUCUCGUGUGGAUCGGAGCGCUGUGCGCUGUCGCCUGCUCUACGCCUCCCAGAUCAACCCCGGGGGUUGGGCACCGGCAGCAAUAAUUCGUACCAUGGCCAAGCGCGAGUACCCCCACUUUCUGCAACGUAUCAGCAGUUUUGUGAUCUCGCACACGACUGACAAGCCACCGCACUUCUAG